Laccaria bicolor S238N-H82 is the source of this 1026-nucleotide messenger RNA. RefSeq lists its product as uncharacterized. The record is from RefSeq and is a predicted model, not a curated record. NCBI's taxonomy places the organism in Eukaryota, Fungi, Basidiomycota, Agaricomycetes, Agaricales, Hydnangiaceae. Bases 1 to 1026 code for a protein of 341 amino acids. The transcript has 5 exons.
AUGGCGAAGAGUAGAGGAACGAGUUCCUCCCGACCUACAAAUACGGUUCCCUCUACAGAUCACCCCCUUUCUCCUGAUGCUCCGCCAGCGUAUUACCAAGAAGAUACUGUCCCGUUUGGGGGUUCGGCGUCUGCCUUAUCUGCACGGCAGAUUGAAAUCCAACAUCUCCUACCCGCGCAUGGCCACACCACCGAUGUUCAGGUUGCACAACGAAAGCGUCCGCCCGAAGUUAGACUUCGUUUCAUGGAACCCCCAGACGAGGCUGUGGUUACCCAAAGUUUGACGACACCCAAUCAGGCGAAUGGAGCUCAAGAGGCCGAUCUUUCUCACUCUGACGAAUGGGAUCACCAUGCGAUUUCAAAAGGGGAUGGUCGAUGGCCUAGAAGAUCCACCCGCCUCAUUGCGGUCGCCGUGAUUCUCGUUGUGAUUCUCGCCGUCUUCCUCCCCGUGUUCAUCAUCGUUGUGCGGAAGGCGUCGAACAACAACGGCGCUCAUGUUGUACAAUCUCCCCUUGCUGGAUGGAACCCUAUUGGUUGUUACAAUGAUACCGGGAAUCCGCGUACUCUGCUCGCGGUCACUCAUAGCUCCGCUGAAAUGACCCCGGCCCAAUGCCUUGCAUAUGCAAUGCUGUAUGCGCGCUUACUCCGAGUCACGCUCCUUGAAAGAAUCUCAUUGGUGUUUUCAGACUGCGGCUACAGCAUCCAGAGCUCAGCAACCCCUGCAAACGUCAAUGAGUGUAACAUGACCUGCGCAGGAAACAGUACCCAGACAUGUGGGGGUUUCUGGAAAAUAUUCAUCUACUCCUACGGCCACCCGGUGACGCCGGUCAACAAGCCAUUAGUGAACGGUUUGCAGUAUAACGGAUGCUACACUGAUAACAACGCCACUUCGCGUUCUCUCAAUGGGACGUUUUUCACUGAUGAAUUGAUGACCGUUGAAAUGUGCGCCUCGGCCUGCACAUCCAACUACAAGUUGGCCGGCCUUGAGUAUGGGAGUCAAUGCUGCAAGUAUUCACCUCACCGAUAA